UACUGCACUUAUGAACGCUCAGAUUAAAGCCGAUAGCGAUUCUGACGCAGGCAGAGUAGACAUAUCUCGGUGUAAAGAGGAAGUCUGGCUCCUCAAAAUCCCCAAAAAAAUAGCCGAUAGUUGGAAAUCUCAGCCACAUGACGCCGAACUUGGCUCAGUGAAACUUAAGUAUUGCAAUGACCACAUCGAACUUAGUGGCAUAGAACUCGAGCCUUUGGACCCCUCUUUCCCGAGUACCUGUUCUUUAACUAAGCGCUCUGUUCCAUAUUCUAUGUUUGCCUUCAGUGAAGGCAAGCCCGGAAGGCUAGCCAUCGAAGGUAAAAUAAGUUCGCAGCACGCCAUGCACGUAGAGGGCGACGGUAUGGUCCCUCUACUGCGAAAGCCAAAGAGAACCUCUGGUACCAUCAUCUGUCUAUCCAAAAACAACAUGUCCAGCGAUGCAGACAACAAUGCCAUUAUCCCCAAUACCGCAAACAAGCGGGUGGUUGACAGUCGUGGUAUUGCUGACAAACGCGUCCGCAUCGCGAGCGAAGAACUGUUACCUUUGAUUAUCGAAGCCUUCAAAAGGCAAGAAAAGUAUACAUUCAAAGACUUAAACAACGAGGUUCAGCAACCAGAUAGCCACCUAAAAGACAUUCUCAAAACUGUCUGCGAUAAAACCCGUGGAGAGAAAAAUAGAGAAUAUUACACAUUGAAACCAGAAUACAAAAUUUCAUUCAAUGCUGCCGCAGACAGCCCUAAUCCAUCGCAAAACUUAGGACCAAAGUAGCUUUCAUAAUAUCCUUCUUAUGUCUAUAUAAAAAAAUAUUUUUUGUGUCAACCUAGUACAAAAGAAUGACAACGUACAUGAAAACAAAAUGACAAA
Molecule: messenger RNA, 865 nt
Organism: Schistocerca gregaria
Lineage: Eukaryota; Metazoa; Arthropoda; Insecta; Orthoptera; Acrididae
Product: general transcription factor IIF subunit 2-like
Exons: 2
Coding region: 11-769 (252 amino acids)
Biological process (GO): transcription by RNA polymerase II; transcription initiation at RNA polymerase II promoter
Cellular component (GO): transcription factor TFIIF complex
Source: RefSeq, a predicted model, not a curated record